AUGUUAUUUUAUUAUCUAAUAAUUCAAGGGUUAUGUAAAACCCAAAUUGUCCUAAUUUAUUUUUUCGAAAUCCUCAAUCACCAAAUAAUCUGUCAAACUCCAAAUAAAAAAAAAAACAACACAACCUGAGCUUUUCGUCUACUGAUAGCAAAAACAAUUGUUACUAGACUAUCCGGGCACGAAAUCAGAAGCUGUCCAUCUUGUCCAUUCCCACCCCUACGUAGAACGGCUUUCCUGUCCACAGUAACCGGGUCCGCUUGUUCGGAAUGCUAAUUUAAUGUGGCUUCAUGAGAUAUGGUCGUGUGCGUGCUAUUGAAUACACCGCACUUGGCCCCCGUUACACUCGCGCUUAUCAGUGAAUGUUAGUGAGGAGCACGGUUCGUCCAGCGACAACUUUGACCGCGCCGAAACUUCGUCAGUUGCUCAACGAGAUCCGUCUUGAUAGGUACAAUCCAAAAUCGUGUCCCGGGUUCGGACCUCAUCGCGUACCGGCAGCAAGUACCGUAGUCCAGCCUACUGGAACCAACAAGGCCCAUCAUCUACUCACCCACCCACUCGGCCUCAUCGAGCUUACAUAAUCAAUUGACCUGAGACUUGUCACCAGUUGCCAUGGCAAUCGAACUACCUCGCGUUAACCUAGACGAACCGCGCUAUGACCAGAGUACCUACCUUAAUCGUGCCAAGCAUUUCCUUAUCGUGACCAAUCCGCUGAACGUGUUUGCCACCGAGGAGCAGCUUGACCGGGCUGCCCGAAUCGUGCGCGACUAUCGCGCCGGCAAACCCGUCCCAGAUGUGAGCAGUGUCGAUGAGCUAUGGAGCGCCAAAUAUCUGUACGACAGUGCAUUCCAUCCGGACACCGGCGAAAAGAUGCUGCUCGUCGGUCGUAUGUCGGCCCAGGUGCCGAUGAACAUGACCAUCACUGGAUGCAUGAUGACGUUUUACAAGUCGACACCCGCCGUCAUCUUCUGGCAGUGGUUCAACCAAUCGUUCAAUGCCGUGGUCAACUACACGAACCGCUCCGGUGCGUCACCCAUCAGCCAGGAGCAGCUGCUGACCUCGUACUGCAUGGCAACAGGUGGCGCCCUGGUGACUGCACUUUCGCUUAACCGUCUCGUUCGGAAUGCUCCGCCGCUCGUUGGACGCCUGGUGCCGCUUGCCGCUGUUGCCGCAGCCAAUUGCAUUAACAUUCCGCUGAUGCGCAUACAGGAAAUCAAAAACGGUGUAACGCUGCUGGAUAAGGAUGGCAAGGAACUGGGUCAAUCGGUUCGAGCAGCCAAGGAAGGAAUAUCGGCCGUCACGUUCAGCCGCAUCUUGAUGGCAAUGCCUGGCAUGGUGUUCACGCCGGUGCUGAUGAAUACGUUGGAAAAGCGUGGCUUCUUACGCCGCUUCCCGUGGGCAAAUGCUCCGAUCCAGACGCUCUUCUGUGGGUUGUGUCUUACGUUUGCCACACCACUCUGCUGUGCGCUGUUCAGCCAAAAGGCUUCCAUUAGCGUCGACAGUAUUGAGGAGGAACUGCGCACGAAACUGCGCAAGGAGCGUCCCGAGCUGGAUGUCGUAUACUACAACAAGGGUCUGUAGAUCCUUCUCGCAUCAACAACGCCGGAUAGCAACGUGCUUCGUCGUUUCGCUUGCACAACCCUGCUGCUCGCAGAUCGUGCGUGGUUUGGCACUCGUUUGCAUUUAGUAGUACAAUGUGCUUUUUCAUUCGAAUUUUACUAAUGACCUGUUUGGCGCGCAAUUCGACUCACAACACUCCACUUGCCAUAUUUGUCUGUCAGAACUUCUCUUAGUAAGUGUUAAGUUUAUGUCCAUUUCUGUGUCGCUCUAAGCAUAAAAACGAGCCAAAUAAAUAUUUAAUCAUGUGUGUUUGCUCGUGUACGACAAUAAACGUAGAAUAUACUUUCGAUGCUGAAAUGCCUGCUUGUGGACAUUACUGGGAAAUGGGUGGUAUAGGUCGUUUGUUCAUCGUGUGGCACAAUGUAGCAAUGAAUAAAUAACCUGCUCACUGAUCAUAACGAUCCUACAGUGAAA
Molecule: messenger RNA, 2031 nt
Organism: Anopheles merus
Lineage: Eukaryota; Metazoa; Arthropoda; Insecta; Diptera; Culicidae
Gene: Sfxn1-3
Product: sideroflexin-1-3
Exons: 5
Coding region: 610-1578 (322 amino acids)
Biological process (GO): serine import into mitochondrion; monoatomic ion transport
Cellular component (GO): mitochondrial inner membrane
Molecular function (GO): monoatomic ion transmembrane transporter activity
Source: RefSeq, a predicted model, not a curated record